UCUCUUAUCAAUCGACAACUAAUGAUACGAUAACUAAACACCGCGCUGUAGUGAACACAGACGUUAAUUAUUAUACUCUAUAAACAAAUUAAGUAUUAAAUAAUUUUUAGACUUUAGUCACGACAUUAUGACAAACUACCUAGUGAAGUUUCAAGUUUCUUUAGUACCUUAAUAAUUUAAAAUAAUACUCCUGUUUUGAAUAAUGUGAAACUCAGCUUUUGACAAGUUCAACAAGAUUUCACAGCGUUGCUGGUCAUUGAAACAAAUAAUUAUGGAGAAAUUACGUAGUAUACUAUUAUACCAAAAUUUAAUAUGCAAUGUGCGACAUUGUAGGAUGUAUAGUACUGCUUCAUCAACACAGUCCCUGUCUAAAUUGUUUAACUAUCCGGAUUCAAAAUUUAAUUUUUUUUUUAAUAAUCGAACUGGAUUAUUUGGUAUACCAGAACUUUGUUCUUUUGAAGGAUUCUACGCACUUAGAGAACGUACUAAAUUGGAAUGUGACAGUUUAAUUGAAGAAAUUUAUAACUCUGACCGUAAAAAAAACCUAGUGCCAUUGUUUGAUCAACUGUCCAAUAGCCUUUGUUGUCUUGCUGAUUUAGCUGAAUUCAUUCGUACUGCACAUCCCGAUUCAUCAUUCAUUGUAGCUGCAGAAGAUUCUUGUCUUUCAAUGAACUCCAUCGUUGAAAAGUUAAACACUAAUAAAAGACUUUAUACUAACUUGAAAGAAGUACUUACAAACGGUGAUAAAUAUCCAAUGACAAAAGAAGACAUUCACGUUGGUCAACUAUUUUUAUUCGACUUUGAGUUAAAUGGAAUUCAUUUAGAAGAGAAAAAAAGGCAAUAUGUCGUUGACUUGAAUAACUAUAUUUUAAUUACUGGCCAGAGAUUUAUGAUUGCUGCAGAAAAAUCAAGAAAUGUCGAUGUAUCCAAAAUUUCUGAUACUGUUUUAAAAGAGUAUGUUAAUCAAAAUGGACAAAUAAUUGUUAAACAUACUAAUGCUCAUUCAGAUAAUCCAUUGGUAAGAGAGGCAGCUUUUAAAAUUUUUCAUAGUCCAAAUGAAGAGUCUGAACAGUUAUUGGAUAAUCUUUUGGAAUGUCGCCAUAAGCUCGCUUUGACAUGUGGAUUUCCUUCUUACGCUCAUAGGGCUUUAAAAAAUAGCAUAGCUGAAGAUCCUACUUUUGUAAUGGAAUUUUUAAAUGUAUUAAAUACAGAAUUAAGGGCUCGUUCAGUAAUUGAUUAUAAAACUAUGAAGAAGGCUAAUAAUCAUCAGACUGUUGCACCUUGGGACGUACAAUAUAUAUCAAAUAAAAUUAAACAAGAUCAUCUCAAAUAUUCGAUGAUUGAUUAUUCGGCCUUUUUUUCCUUGGGAGACUGUAUGGAAGGUUUGAAUUUAAUUUUUAAUAGUUUAUACAACAUCAACAUGGUAUUUGAAGAUCUAGAGCCGGGUGAAGGAUGGGCGGACCGAGUACACAAAUUGGCCGUAACACAUAAUACUGAAGGUUUAUUGGGCUAUAUAUAUUGUGAUUUUUUCGAAAGACCUGGAAAAUUACAUAAUGACUCUCACUAUGUGGUUAGAGGUGGACGCCAAUUGACAAAUGAUUCUUAUCAAGUUCCAAUAGUGGUAGUCAUGUUAAAUGUCGUAUGGCGUGGUAGUCACGGUCCCGUGUUAUUACAUCCAGGUACGGUCGAAAAUUUAUUUCACGAAUUUGGUCACGCUAUUCACUCUAUGUUGGGUCGUACGAAAUAUCAACAUGUUAACGGGACAAGGUGUGCCACAGAUUUAGCGGAAUUUCCAUCAGUGUUAAUGGAAUAUUACGCUACUCAACCUCAAGUGAUAAAGCGAUACGCCAAACACUAUAGGACUAAAGAACCUAUGCCCGAUGAGAUGUUGAACAGAUUGUGUACUUCGAAAUAUUUGUUUGCCGCAUCAGAAAUGCAAUUGCAACUUUUCUAUUCUGUACUUGAUCAGCAAUAUCAUACGAACGCACCUCAACCAAAGAGUACAACAAAUAUGCUCGCCAAGCUUCAAGUAGAAUAUUAUGGUCUACCUUAUGUUGAAAACACAGCAUGGCAAUUACGUUUUUCUCAUUUUGUUGGUUAUGGAUCAAAAUAUUACUCAUAUUUAGUGUCAAAAGCUAUAGCAGCACGAACUUGGCACGAAUUUUUAAGCCAAGACCCACUCAACAAUAGUCAGGGUGAACAUCUGCGCAAUGAAUGUUUACAACAUGGUGGCGGUAAGCCGGCAAGAAGUUUAGUAGCCGAUUAUUUAAAAACUUCAGUUACACCCAAACUACUUGCAUCUUCAUUAAUAGAAGAUAUCGAUCAAGGCAUUGAGUUAUUCAAUAUGUCCAAAGACAUAUAAAUGAAAUAAAUAACAUCAGUUUCAUAUUAAUUAGACAUCAUAUGUACCAAGUUUUUUUUUUUAAUGUAAAUAAAAUUAUUGUUUGUUUUUUUU
Messenger RNA from Adelges cooleyi (spruce gall adelgid), 2455 nucleotides. Its product is annotated as mitochondrial intermediate peptidase. Gene Ontology annotation, cellular component: mitochondrion. The transcript has 11 exons. Gene Ontology annotation, biological process: peptide metabolic process. The record is from RefSeq and is a predicted model, not a curated record. Gene Ontology annotation, molecular function: metalloendopeptidase activity. Bases 272 to 2362 code for a protein of 696 amino acids. Lineage: Eukaryota; Metazoa; Arthropoda; Insecta; Hemiptera; Adelgidae.